Messenger RNA from Nylanderia fulva, 1833 nucleotides. RefSeq lists its product as uncharacterized. NCBI's taxonomy places the organism in Eukaryota, Metazoa, Arthropoda, Insecta, Hymenoptera, Formicidae. The record is from RefSeq and is a predicted model, not a curated record.
AUGUCCGCUCGGCUUGCGCAAACCUUAAGACUGCGUCGUUUUCAAGAUCAGUUUUCACUCUCUGCCAUCUGCGGUCUUAAAGCGGGUAACUGCAAGUUUGCAACUCAAAUUACGAUCUCGCCGCAAAAUAAAUCUGAGCUGAGUCUCACAAUCACUGCGUCGAUUUUGCCUUCACUCGCUGAUUACAAUUCGGGGCUCGAUCGAGCCAGAUGCAACUGGAAUCAUCUCGCGGAUUUCGCUCUAGCAGAUCCUCACUUCAAAGGUUCUGAUCCCAUUGAGCUCCUCAUCGGCGCCGAUAUCUAUGGCGAGAUAUUCCUUGGCGAAAUGCGAAAGGGACCUCGCGGGCAGCCCUAUGCAUUAAAUACCAUUUUUGGAUGGGCAGUAUCCGGCCCUACGAGUGUGUCAAUUCAAUCCCGCCGAACAAUCACUGUUCAACAUUGUUUGGCCUCAACGUCGCUUGCGCUCGAUCGCGAACUGAGAAGAUUUUGGGAGAUCGAGGAAGUUCCGCGACAGACUGUACUCGGCCCGGAGAAACAACGAUGUAAGGAUUUCUUCAUGACCACUCAUUCGCGUUGUUCCGACGGCCGAUACAUUGUGCGCCUUCCAUUUAAACGUGAUCCUCCCAUUAAUAUCGGUCGUUCUCGCGAUACCGCUGAGCGAUGUCUAAAAAGCUUACUUCGACGCUUUGAAAUUAACGCCGAGCUAAAACAACAAUAUUUCAAUUUCAUGCGGGAAUACGAAGCUCUGGGACACAUGCGAAAAGCCUCACCUCUCUCAGAAUUCUUUCAGUGCGUGUAUAUUCCUCACCAUCCCGUCUUUCGCGACGGUAGUGCGACCACACACUUGCGCGUGGUAUUCAAUGCGUCGAGUCUAACGUCAAGCGGGAAAUCGCUUAAUGAUAAUUUGCUUCCAGGACCGAAACUACAAACGGACUUGGCGGCAGUCGUGAUGCGAUGGCGACAGUUUCGCUACGUAUACUCGGCCGAUGUCGAGAAAAUGUAUAGGCAGAUCGUCGUUGAUCCGCGUGACACAGAUUAUCAACGCAUAUUAUGGGUGGAUACCGAGACGGAGCGCAUGCAAGAUUAUAAGCUCUUGACCGUGACGUACGGUAUGGCGUCGGCGCCGUUUUUGGCGUUACGAGUGCUGCGCCAACUGGUCCGCGAUGAAGAGCAUUCCUAUCCGUUAGCCGUGUCCGUCCUGACGGAUAACAUUUAUGUUGACGACGUCUUGUUCGGCGCCGAAGAUAUCCCUCUGCUUCGGCAGGCGCGCGAUCAAGUAUGCUCACUGCUGCGCUGCGGCCAAUUCAAUUUGCGCAAGUGGUCCAGUAACUCGUCGGCUCUUCUGAGCGACAUUGAUGACAGCGAUCACGGUUUAGCCUGCAGCAAGGACCUUCAACCAGGCGAAAAGGUUAAAGUCCUCGGGAUAUGCUGGCACCCCGCUCAGGACGUGUUUCAGUUCCGCAUUUCCUGCCCUCCCUCUGUCUCGAUAACGAAGAGAUCGAUUCUCUCGAAUAUCGCGCGAAUAUUCGACCCGUUGGGGUGGAGUGCUCCGGUCACAAUAACGGUAAAAAUCUUUCUUCAGCGACUGUGGCAAUCACAGCUCGACUGGGAUGACCAAUUUCCCACCGAUCUCGCUGAUGAGUGGGAAGUUAUUCGGGCGUCGCUCCUGUCCCUUGAUGGCCUUCAGCUCGAUCGAUGGGUUCGACGCGGAUCGGAUACGACGGCCUGCGAGCUGCACGGGUUCGCGGACGCGUCCUCUCAGGCGUAUGGUUUAUCUGAGGCUUCUUUCGAUCUCCGGAGAGGUCUCCUCGAUGCUCCUCGUCGGAAAGUCUAG